UCUAAUUUGCUUUUUCUGGAUUUUUUGUGUUCUGUGCAGUUUGUCUUCUAUUUAAAUUCUGUCUUGAUAUAAACUCAGUCAAACUGUCAAUUUUCAAGGGUUUUACUCAAUUAUUCGAUCACCUUUAAUGGGAUUUAAUUGUCGCCUUAACUAUUGACCGGCUCCUGUCGGUGGCCAAACCUGUUUGGCAUCGUAAGUUCUUCAUAACAAGUAGCUGCACUGGAAGUGGGCUUGGCUGGCACAGGAAGUGGGCAAGGCUAGCACAGGAAGUGAACAUGACCAGGGCGUGGCCUGCUACCUUUCUCAUGGGAAGAGCAACUUUGCUGUGCUUGGCGUCAGUGUCAACUGUGAAAAAAAGGUAUUUUACGAUUUCUUCUGUUUUUGCUUAUUUGUAACAAAGCCAACAUGAGUAAACACAAAAUACAGCUUUUCAUUUAUUAAAGUAAAGAAUUAAUCAAAACCCAUAUAACCCAUGUAAAAAGUGAGUGCCCCCUAAACCUAUUAACUGGUUGUGUCACCCUCGGCGGCAACAACUGGCAAUGAGGCUUUUACUAGAACAUAAAAAUUACAUUACAUACUAUGUUUACCGCCGCCAUUUUCGUUUGUUCGUUAUUCUGUUUCAACAACCAAAACGCAACAUUUGGAGUGUUUUCGAGCAAAAACGUCCUUUUUAAGGUCAUGCCACAGCACCCCAAUCGGAUUCAUGUCGGGAAUUAUAGUAGGCUACUCAGAAACCUUCAGUUUGUUUCUUUUGAGCCAUUCAGAGGUGGACUUGCUCGUGUGCUUCAGGUCAUCGUCCUGCUGCAUGACCCAACUGCGCUUGAGCUUUAGGUGUUGAACUGAAAAAAAUCUCAGGAUUUUCUAGUAGAGAGCAGAAUGGUUUCUUAAUAAUGUCGCUACCUUAAUUUUUAAUUAGAAAAUAUGAUAUCCCUGGUGCCAGUAGACAUGGACUCUAAUAACGCUAAAAAUUCAAUUGAAAAGGAGGUCUUUUGAAGACAGGAACCACAAAGAACAUAAAAAUAGAAAAAUCACAUACCACCCACAAGUUCUUAUUUAGAAGUCCCUCUUUUUGCCAAGGCUACUCCCAGCCCAAUACUCCUCCAACCCCAUAUGCUAUCUGGGACUUGCCCUGCCUUUACUGACAGCUGACCCCACCCAUUACAUUAUUAACACCACCCCUUAUGCAGCUAACCACACCCAUGUGAAUGGCUAGCCAUGUCCCGUGUGAAGCCACCUCCCCAGAAGUGGAAGAGCGCCAGUCUGCAGGGCCGAGAUCUGUCUCUAUUUCUAAUAUUUUUUCCCGUUCUUUCAGGUUUCAGCCAUGAGAACGGAGAAUGUGGCCGUCCAAUACGCCAGCUUUAUAUUACACAUCCUCACCUGUGUCAUCGGGGUGCUGGGCAACGCCACUGUUAUCUAUGUUUACGGUUUUAUAAUGAAAACAAAUAAGUCUAAAAUCUGGUUUCUGAACCUGGCCGUAGCGGAUUUCGUCUUCGUCCUGUGCCUGCCGCUGAAUGCCGUGGCAAUAUUUACGAGCAACUGGCCUUUCGGGCCCCACGUGUGUAAACUGUAUCACUUCCUUUCUAUAUGUAACAUGUAUGUCAGUAUAUUCACAAUUACCGCCUUAACUAUUGACCGGCUCCUGUCGGUGGCCAAACCCAUCUGGCAUCAUAAGUUCUUCUCCCGGCGGUUCUCUUACUGGAUCUGUGCCUUCAUUUGGGUGUUAACGGUACUGGCCAGCCUUCCGGCAUUAUUUUUUAGUGUUGAAUACAAGACAGCUGAACACACGGAAUGUAGACUGUUUGAUAUUGAACAUAUUAAUAAUGAGGUCAAUAAGGACCAAACACUUGAUGACUACAGUUACUUUCCAGAAAAUUCCUGGAUUUAUUACGAAAACCAAACAGAAAUAACCAGUAACCAAUCACUGAGCCCCUUUGGUUGGCCAGACAAUUUUUUCAGUGGACCGUGGAUGCCAGAGACAAACCUAACAGAACCGGUUAUUAACCAAACCUCAAGGGGACAUGAAGAAAACACUUUUUCAAGAGGUAUGGCGUAUUUUCCAGUUCCUGUUGCUAUUCCGGAAUGCAUUGGCAAUGUCUGUAGUAUUGACAUGACCCCCGAUGAAUGGAAUAGAAUGAUGCAUAUAAGAGAGAGCAUUAUCUUACCUCUUUUAGUCAUCUGUUACAUUAUCCCUCUCUGCACAAUCCUGAUUUCCAAUGUAAUAAUUGUCUGUCGGGUUACAAAAUCCCAAAAAGAAAAGUCUUCUAGACUGUAUCAGAUUACAGUGACAGUGGUGGUGGUCUACUUCCUAACGUGGACACCACUGGUUGUUGGGCAACUCACGUUACUGGCGUGUGCUCGAAGUAUACACUUUGCCGUAAUGAAGAAAGUCUAUAUGAUUUUGCCUUUACUAUACAGCAUUGGCUAUACUAAUAGCUGCUUAAACCCUAUUAUAUAUGCGCUGGUUGGUAAACAGGUUAGGAGAGCACUUAGAGAAUUUGUUAGCUCCUUACAACAGAGCUUUUCCAGGAGUUCCCCCAAUAACCAGUAAAGUUUCAAGUGGCUCAAAAUAAAAUAUUGGACUUAUUCAUGAGAUUCUGAUUUUUUAGGCAUUACCAUUGAAAAAUAUCAUGUUUCUGUUCUGUAGGCCUAAGACUUCUUGUGACUUAUUGUGAUUCAUGUGAACUUCACAGCUGUAUUCGGAUGUAUUACUGUAAUAAACCUGCUUGCUUACCA
Spea bombifrons (plains spadefoot toad) is the source of this 2733-nucleotide messenger RNA. Its product is annotated as C3a anaphylatoxin chemotactic receptor-like. Gene Ontology annotation, cellular component: plasma membrane. Gene Ontology annotation, biological process: phospholipase C-activating G protein-coupled receptor signaling pathway; positive regulation of cytosolic calcium ion concentration; complement receptor mediated signaling pathway. The coding region runs from base 1322 to 2548 and encodes 408 amino acids. The transcript has a single exon. The record is from RefSeq and is a predicted model, not a curated record. Lineage: Eukaryota; Metazoa; Chordata; Amphibia; Anura; Pelobatidae. Gene Ontology annotation, molecular function: complement receptor activity; G protein-coupled receptor activity.